This is a messenger RNA of Penicillium antarcticum, 2712 nucleotides long. RefSeq lists its product as uncharacterized. Bases 1 to 2712 code for a protein of 903 amino acids. The record is from RefSeq and is a predicted model, not a curated record. The transcript has a single exon. Lineage: Eukaryota; Fungi; Ascomycota; Eurotiomycetes; Eurotiales; Aspergillaceae.
AUGCUGGGGCUGAGUGCCGUCGUCGCCAUCGCCGCUUCUGGCGCGGCCAUCUUCGUCGUCGUUUCGGUGGUCAGUAUAGUGGUCUGGGUCAGGUAUCGCAAAGAGCGUCAUGCAUUGGCGCUGCUUGGCUUUAAACGGGGAGAAUAUGCAAAGGGAUUGCAAUCAUUUCCGGUGGACACUUUGACGGAGUUGAGCCAGGCAGAAGGAAGUGUGCUGAGGACGCAUGGUCAGCUUCCAUAUGGCAGACCAGGUGAAUGGGGACAACUGACCUCGCGAGAGAGUUUGCUUCGUCCGAAGAACAGCUCUGAAUCGUUGUUCCCUCUCACGGAGAAAGCUCGUUCCCUCCGCCAUUCCCUUUCUCGUUCUCGAUCGAAACGUCUGUCAAAGUCGUCGCACAAACGUAUGAGCUCUUUGGCUACAUUGGAUGAAUCGAGUCUUCCCAGUCCUCCUCCAAACGCAUCAAUUUCGAAAGAAGACUUUCCUUUAUCGGCUGUGGAAGGGGUUCUUGAGCUUCCAGCAGAGAGAACCCCCAAGCAAACACCGGAUCCAAACGAAGACGAUACUGGAUUCCAUCUCGGGAUGCGGCCAGUCUCUCCUGGAUGGCCGUUCCCGUGGCCAAAAGAGCGAUCGGGUCUCUUCCCUGUGAUUGAAGGUCAUGAUUCUCCCCACGGCUAUGAUCCACUCCCCAUGAUCUUCGAUGAAUCUCCUCAACGCCUGCGUGGAGGAAGUAUAACCAGCCAAACCGCGGGCAUGGUGCCACAUCACUCCAUUCCUCCUCCGCCACCAACAGCAUAUCCGCCAGACCGAUUCAGUUACGCUCGCAACGAUUCAGUCUCGCGAAUGUCUAAUAUGAGUCUGGACACUACCAACAGCUCAAUUUUGGAUGACGGCAGAAAUGGACCUAGAUCGACCGACACUGAUUUGACUUCACCCAUUUUCCCAUCAGGUGGCACAUUUGUCCCCUUCAGUGCAGCUGAUGUGGGGGUUAAAGAUGGUCGUAGAAGUUUUAUCGCGACAAAUACCUCUAUCCCACCCAUGCAUAACUUCCCUGUGCGUUCUUCUUCAACCACUGAGACUCGCCAUAAGUCUGCGUCCACGUCACCCCGGCGCAGUAUGACAACCAUUCGGUAUUCAGAUGCCUCUGGUAGUCGAUUCAGUGGACCUCCUCGUCGGACUGACUCACUCUCGUCGUCUAACCCUCCCUCGAGACAUGCAUCUCUACGAUCUGGCACCCCAGUUGGCAAUUCAGGCUACCAUAACUCUUCAAACAGCUGGCGAUUUUCUGGCUCCCAGAUGGCUUUCGUGCCACACUUCAGCCAAUUCCAGAAAACCCCUAUCUACGACCAAGAUCAAAUGGAGAAUGAUCCCUUCUAUGUUGGCUCGCUUGAUGGUGGGACUUUGUUCCACCCUGUUGGGUCACCAACUAAUUCAGCUAAAAACCACCCGCCACCAAGCCCGAUGCAACGUUCAAGCCUCUCCCUCAAGUCUCCUCUUCCCUCGGCACUGAAGGGAGGAAACUCACAACGGAAGGGUCACCGUCGCCAAAACUGUGUUCGAAUUUCUAUUCACCCGCCUCUGACAUUUGGGUCAUCGACAUUCGCUCCCACUGUGGAAGAAGAGCCUGAGGAUUUUGACAGGCUGGAGGAGCUGGAUCUCCGCGAAAGUACCAUUAAUAGCCCGACUAAGCCCUUGCCCUCGUUGCCCCCAUCUUCUAUGUCGUCGCCUAGUGGUUCACGACGUAGUAAGUACGGCAGCAGACGAGGCAAGCCAGCGCUUGGUUCCCUUGGGCCUCUAGCUGAGGAACCACAACUUACAAGCAUCAACCCCAAUGUCGGCAAUAACCCCGAUAGUAAAAGGAAACACGGCCCAUUCUUGUCCACUGGAGACAAGCACCUGGGUCAAAAUGACCGCGCUCUCCCCGAGCUAUUCACCUCCAUCUCUCCCUCCGAUGGCAUCUGCCUAUCUCACACCCCCUCCCCUGAACGAGUACCUCCAAUUUGGGAAGUUCCCGAAGUCUCUUCCCCAUCACAUGAAAACUCCUCACCGGGCACUGGCAGCCCUCGUCGCUCCGCAGUCAAGGGUCCACGCCACCAACCCCAGGCUCGAGUCACAGCAGCCCGCAGCCAAUCUACACGGGUCUCAUCACGGUCUUCCGAUCACAUGGCAUCAAGUCCCCUCGACUCACCCAGCCGUCUACCCCUCGUCAUGAGUAUCACCGGUACAGAGGGCAGCGACUGGCGUCGGUCAACAGAUUCGCUGCAUCGCACAAGAACCGACGCAGCAGAUCGCACAUACCGCCGAAACCGUGACUCAAUAGGCAGCAUGGAAGGCGGACUAGGUCCCAUUGGCUGUUCCUCGCCAAUUUACGGCACUCGCCGGCCAACUCUUGUCAAGGACCGUGUUCAUAUCUUCGAGGAUGUCAACCGUACCGAGUCGCCUUACAAAUCACCAUUCAAAUCGACUGAUGCUCAGCCCAUUGGGACUCUGACCACGCCUGAAUCCUCUCCAACUCGGAACAAGAACAGCAUUCCCCGUUCGAUGCCCAACUAUCAACAAUAUCACCCGUCUGGUGCUCCUGAUCAACGUGUUCCUCCUACCCCUACUUCUGCUCGACGGGAUAUGGCUACCCCCACGGGCAAGGGUCUGGGUCUUGGAAUUGGAACUGCUACCCCUGGUAGUCUGUAUGACGGUGAUGGGUUCUUGCGUGAAUAA